GUCAGUUUCGGUACGGCUUGGCGUUUGGCGGCGAGUUGCAUUUCUUUGCGUGUGUUCUUUGGCGUUCCCGGUUCUUGGAUUGCUGUUUUAGACUUCUGCUACUGGUGGGAGCGGCAGAAGUUGUGUGAAAAUGUUAGGCUGGAAUCUUGGAAAUUUCGGUUUGUGAAGGGUUUGACCAACGUCUAGCAGAAUAGCAGUGAUUGGGAUUUGACAAUCUGCCCGGGAGGUGGAGGUGGUGAUAAGCAAAUGGGAUUACGCCUCCGCCAAGGGCAGGGCUGCUUCCGAAGAAAGUGAUUGAAAAGAAGAAAGUGAAGGGAAAAUUUCUCUUGUUUUGCGUGAGGGAAAAUGGGUGGUACCGGCUGAUGAUGGAAUGUGGCCAAAGUGAAAAAGUGGAUAAUUGAGAGUGAUAUAGUGAUGGGGAAGUUUCCGGAGGAUUGGGGAUGAGUGAGCGAUGGGUUAUCAAGCUGAGGGUCACAACGAACGACGAAAUAGAUGCAGCUUCGGAGUGCGUAGAAAAUAACAAAGAACCUGAGCAGCUGGAGUUCAGAUGUGAGGGACGGGAACUAAUUGGUGCUAAGCUGGAGUGGAUUAAUUUACCCUCUUCCCUGUAAGCGGAUCAUCGUGGGAGGAAUUUCUCGGAAAUCGCGACGACCACUUUGUGCAGGUGCCCCGUCUGGAGGAGGACACCCCCGCACCCUCUUCGAUUGAGGCAAUCGACGACGGGUGAAUUUAACCAGUGAUGUUAUGAAAGAAAUGGCAAGAGGUUUUUGCGACGGCUGCCAGAAAAAAUUCGCAAUGCAUACUGCCGUGCAACAUCUGAUGCUCGAUCGUCAUCGUUCCUCGUCGGGCGUCGCAUUGGUCAGUGGGGGCGGUAAAGAGACCCGCCAAUGUUGGAGCCAUGCAAUCGAACGACAAUCAUUAGUGCUGCUUCGUCGGGUUCAGAUUCGUCGUCAACGUCGUCUCGUGCUAAUUGGUGUGAUAGGUGGCUUAUAGAAGGUGUUUGGCUCACACAGAAAAAAAUCGGUGCUGUGAAGUGAUUACUAAUUACGGGGGCUAAAAUGGAAGAAAGUGUGGAAAGUGUGGCGACCACCGGGCUGGAGGAGAAGGAAGCCGUGGUGAGGGUCGUGGGCAAGUGGAAGGGCAAAAUGAGCAAAUUUCGCAUCAGCUACAGUGCUUUGGAAACGUACGACGGAACGACACCGAGUGCGGGAGGCAACUGUGGCAGCAGUUAUGGAGGAGGUCCCAACGGAGGUUCCCGGAGGGGGUCCAAGUUCUUCCAGAGGCCCCGCUCGAUGUCCGCCUGGAGCGAUAUCAGCCGCAGCAGCAUGCGUUUGGAUGAGAGAGUACGGGUAGAAUAUUAUGUAAAUGAAAAUACAUUCAAAGAAAGACUGCAACUAUAUUUUAUAAAGAAUCAAAGAUCAAGUUUAAGGAUACGAAUUGCUAAUUUACUGUUUAAGUUACUAACUUGCAUUUUGUACAUAAUACGAGUAGUAUCGGACCUAGAUCCAACGUUUGCAACUUGCUACGGCUGCAAGGUUGCCAACAAGACGGAGUUCCUGGACUCGGCCAAACUGACGGAGGAGGAGUUCCAGGAGAAUCCCAUCAUCAACUGGGACGCGAUCCUCUGGGUGAACCGCUCGACCGAGCUUUGGGCCGUGCAGCUGGUUCUGGCGCUCAUUUCGCUCACCGAGUCGCUGCUGAUUGCCUACCUCGGAUAUAAGGGCAAUAUAUGGCAGCAAAUUUUAUCAUUUCAUUUUAUAUUGGAACUUGUUACAACGAUACCAUUUACAAUUACGAUUUUAUGGCCUCCAUUCAGGAACCUGUUCAUACCGGUGUUUCUCAACUGCUGGCUAGCUAAGCGUUCCUUGGAAAAUAUGUUUAAUGAUCUUCAUCGAGCGAUGCAGAAAUCACAAUCAGCUCUCUCCCAGCAGCUGACAAUCCUGUCGGCGACCUUGCUGUGCCUAGUAUUCACCAGCGUAUGUGGGAUCCAGCACUUCCAGCGGGCGGGUCAUCGGCACCUGAAUCUGUUCCAGAGCACCUACUACGUGGUGGUGACCUUCUCGACCGUGGGCUACGGAGACUUUGUGCCGGACAUUUGGCCCUCGCAGCUCUACAUGGUUAUCAUGAUCUGCGUGGCACUGAUCGUGCUCCCGACGCAGUUCGAACAGCUUGCCUUCACGUGGAUGGAGCGACAGAAGCUGGGUGGGAGCUAUUCGUCCCACAGGGCCCAAAGCGAGAAGCACGUGGUCGUCUGCUCCACUACGCUGCACGCCGACACCAUCAUGGACUUCCUGAACGAGUUCUACGCCCAUCCCCUGCUGCAGGACUACUACGUGGUGCUGCUCAGCCCGAUGGAGCUCGACACGACAAUGCGGAUGAUACUGCAGGUGCCCAUCUGGGCCCAGCGAGUCAUUUACAUUCAGGGAUCCUGUCUGAAGGAUGGCGACCUGGCGAGGGCCCGGAUGGCAGAGGCGGAAGCGUGCUUCAUCCUAGCGGCACGCAACUACGCAGACAAGACGGCCGCCGACGAGCACACGAUACUGCGUUCCUGGGCGGUCAAGGACUUUGCCCCCAAUGUGCCACAGUAUGUGCAGAUCUUCCGACCGGAGAACAAACUGCACGUCAAGUUCGCCGAGCAUGUCGUUUGCGAGGACGAGUUUAAAUACGCCUUAUUAGCAAACAACUGCACCUGCCCUGGGGCGAGUACGCUGGUGACACUCCUGUUGCAUACGUCGAGGGGACAGGAAGGCCAGCAGUCGGCGGAAGAGUGGCACCGACUGUACGGGAAGUGUUCCGGAAAUGAAAUUUACCAUAUCGUGCUCGGCGACAGCCGGUUCUUCGGCGAGUACGAAGGGAAGAGCUUCACCUACGCUAGUUUUCAUUCGCAUAGGAAAUACGGCGUUGCCUUAGUUGGUGUUAGACCUGCCGAGUUACCUGAGUUCUACGAGGACACGAUACUGCUGAAUCCCGGUCCCCGACAUAUCAUGAAGAAGGAUGACACCUGCUACUACAUGAGCAUCACCAAGGAGGAAAAUUCUGCCUUCGUGGUCAACCAGAACCAAACCCAAAGCCCCGACCAGCCUCCGAAAGAGGUGCCGUCAAUCAACAACAAUAACAACAACAACGACAAUCACCAACACCAUCAGCACCAAGAGAACCUGGGCGCGACCUCUUGUAGCAAUCCGGCCAUGGCCCCAGUGCCCUCGGUUUGCGUGCGUGUGCCUCACAGUCCGAGCUUGAACUCGGUCAACUCGGACAGCCCCGGGUCGCCACCUCGCUACACUAGCAAUCCCCCCAUCGUGCUCGACAGUGACGUCUUGACACUGGCCGUGCCCACCUACACCGAGACUGCAACGCCCAAUUCGGGUUCCAACGCCAACGCCAUCACGGUGUCGGACUCGAAGACGAACCUCAAGGAGGCCGCAACGCCGGCCACGGCCAACACCCAGUCGACGCAGCUGGGACCGCCGGCCAUCACGACGGCCAACCACCUGGAGAUCCCCAGCAACAACAACCCCAACCUGCUCAGCCCGGACAUCCUCAACCAGAGGCGAGGGAGUCGGAGGCCUUCGAUUCUGCCGGUGCCGGACAUGUUCACGUCGUCCUCGUUCAGCAUAUCGGGCGAAGACGGCAUCGACGGCGAGGAUGGCGAAAGCGACGACGAACUGGACGAUGACGUUCCGUGGCGGUCGCCCUCGGAGAAGAUCGCUAGCAUGGGCAGUGCCGAUCUGUCCCUCCUGCAGACGGUUUCCCUCAGCUCUACCGGCGAGUCAAAGUGUUGUAGUUCGACAUCCGAUAGCAAAGAUUCGACCCACACUCCCACUGCAUGGCAUACCGAUUGUUCCCGGAUCGUCAAAGGUUUCCCUCCCGUUUCACCGUUCAUUGGAGUCAGUCCAACUCUUUGCUUCCUAUUGAAAGAAAAGAAACCCCUCUGUUGCUUACAACUUGCUCAAGUUUGCGAACACUGUAGCUAUCGUAACGCCAAAGAAUACCAGUGGCAGAACAAGACCAUCAUCUUGGCCGCUGAUUACGCCUCCAACGGUAUCUACAACUUUAUCAUCCCACUGCGGGCACACUUCCGCUCGAAAACGUCUCUCAAUCCGAUCAUACUGCUGCUGGAACGGCGACCGGACAUUGCCUUCUUGGAUGCCAUUUCGUACUUUCCAUUGGUCUACUGGAUGCUUGGUUCGAUCGACUGCUUGGACGAUUUGCUGCGAGCUGGCAUCACGUUGGCCGAGAAUGUGGUGGUGGUGAACAAAGAACUGUCCAACUCGGCCGAAGAAGACACGCUGGCGGACUGUAAUACGAUCGUUGCCGUGCAAACCAUGUUCAAAUUCUUCCCAAGCAUUCGUAGCAUUACCGAACUGUCACAGAGUUCCAACAUGAGGUUCAUGCAAUUCCGUGCUCACGAUAAGUACGCCCUACACCUGAGCAAAAUGGAAAAGCGUGAGAAAGAGCGUGGUUCGCACAUUUCGUACAUGUUCCGAUUGCCGUUCGCCGCCGGAAACGUCUUCAGUGCUUCGAUGUUGGACACCCUGUUGUAUCAGGCCUUCGUUAAGGACUACGUUAUCACCUUCGUGCGACUGUUGCUCGGCAUCGACCAAGCGCCGGGAAGUGGAUUCCUGACCUCGAUGAAAAUAACCAAAGAUGACAUGUGGAUCCGAACCUAUGGGCGACUGUAUCAGAAGCUCUGCUCCACGACAUGUGAGAUCCCGAUCGGAAUUUAUCGCACGCAAGAGACCAGCGGCGCAGAAGCUUCACAUGUGAGUAGCUCACCCAUCGCCGAAAAAUGGCGUCCGUUUGGAUCUUUCGGCAUUAAACAUUGUGUGCGAUUGCGACCAACGUACGAAGAGGAAGUGGUGACCACGACGGCGACCGCCAGCAGCACUUCGGCCUCCGGCGUACCGAUCAAGGGCGUCGCGGAAGCGAACCUACGUGGCGUCACCUACCGGCCGCCACCGACAUCAAUGCGCAAGUCGUCGUCCUGUCUCGGGGGAUGUACAGCCCGCCGGGGAUCGAGCUACUCAAUCAAUAUGGCCGACGAAGCGCGUGACAAUCAUAUGCAGCAAAUCGAACGGGCGGAGAUUGCCAACCUGGUCCGAAGUCGCAUGGAAUCGCUCAACCUGCCCAGUAUCGACUACGAUGACGUAAGCGAGAAGCGGAACCACCUUUCGUAUGUGAUCAUCAACCCUUCCUGCGACUUGAAACUGGAAGAGGGCGACAUUAUAUACCUAGUCCGACCCUCGCCAUUCUCCGCCCAGAAAACGUUCGAAAGGCACAACUCGCGCCGCAAGUCCAACAUAUCAUUCUGCUCCAAUAUCAAUCUGGCAGCGGCGGCGGCCGGUUCCCGGCGUGGAUCGGGCAUCGGACUGAACACCAUUGGUGGGCCUCAGCCGAUGUCAGGUUACGUAACGCCACGUGCUCCCCCGCUGGUCACAACAAAAUCGAAUUCUUUGUCUCUUCCAGAUAGUCCUAAUGCAAUGGGACAGAUGAGGGGACGUAGCAAUUCCCUCAGGUUUCUGUCUCCACAGAUCGACAGUGAUAUUCUGCUGCGGCGGUCCAACUCCCUGCGGCAGGGACUCCCGAACAUCGGCAACACCGGUCGGCGGAAAUCAUCGCUGGAGGAGAUCGGCAUAAGCCACUUUGCGACGCUGAUGCAGGCCACGAACCACAGCAACCCGAUCAAGAUCGCACUGAAUGGAAGCAUAGGACUGGAGGUGACUCCACCGGAAGAGCCACUUCCGGUCAUAGGCGUCCCGGUACCAACGGGUAGCGGCGGUGGCAUAAAUCCGUCAAGCCUUGGGGCAUCCGGUACCAUGGGCGGUUCGACACUCGGUCUAAGCACCAUUCCGGACUCAAGCAAUGGCAGUGGUGGCGGCGGUGGAAUGGGUGGCUCUGGCAGCUGCGGCGGUGGCAACGGAAGCGGAGGAAACAUCGGUGGUUCAAGCUCUAAUCUGUCCAGCAUGCAAAACGAAUCAUCCCCCAGCAGCCAGCAACAGCAGCAACCGCACCAUCUGCAUGGAACGAUAGUAUGAUAUAACUUAAUGUGGGGCCGUAGGCUCCGCUCAGCGGUGCGGAACAAUAAGUGGAUAUAGAAGUAGCCUCAAACCCGUAGCAGCAGCAGCCGUAGAUACUAGCAGGAUCCAUCAACGAACUGACCAUCUCUCCAAUCAAGUAGACAACACCUUCCAACGGCACAACGGGCUGACUGCUAUAGGCAACGAAACAAAUCACGCUCCACCACUAGCAAAAGCACCCCCCACGAAGCAUUUAGGAUGACACAGUAGACCAGGAAUCAAGAGGAGAAAAUCGACGAAAGACGGUUUGCAACUGGUGACAUUCAAUGAAUGUGAUUAACAUUAGAACAAACAAAAAAAACUACAAGUGAUAAUAAGUAGAUAAAUUGAAGGCACAGCCCAUGGGAACAAUCAAGCAGUUGACGGCCAACCGAAGGACGAACAAGAAAAGAUAAGACAAACGAAGCGGAAUCGAAACCGUGAAAAUGUUGUUUGUACAUAUUGGUAGCGAACCAAGCCAUGAACGCUGACGGAUGAAGAGAGAACAAUGCUAAGUUAGGAAAACCUUCAACAAAAGGAAGUCCAUGGGUGGAGGAAUGGAGAAUGGAAAAAUGGAGGUAAAUCGCAAAAUUUGGUUGGGUUGUUUAGUUUUUGUUAAAGUUGUCUUCCGAAGAGAUCGAACCGUUCUCGUAAUAAGGUGCGGUUCUUUGUGUGAACAAAUACAAUUUUUUUGUAAAUGUUUUCUUUCCGGACUCGUAGUCCAAAUAAAUUGUAGAUAAUUUCGUGAAUCUAUUCAUUGAAUGAAUUUUUAUAAGAGCAGCGUUUGCAAAGUUUGGAACCUAAAAUGGCCUCAACGAACUUUGCACGAUAAUUCACAUUGACCUCAGAAACAAAAGGCCUUAUGCAACCCACAGACGCUCAAACGGUUUGACCAACAUUGACUCCGCCCCCCAUUAUGCUUAUGUUGGUAAUAUAUUUGACCGUGUGUGAUGCUGCUUGACGCACCAAUUUGACAGUUCGUGAAACAUGUUUGACGGUUGACGAAAAUCGGUCGGACAAAAUCAAAUGAGUUUGAUUUUACUUAAACCGCUGGUGGGCGUAGUGAAGUGUUUGACGAACUGAUUGUACUGUCUGUGGGGCAGUUGAAUAAAGUUGGCGUCUCAUCAACUACCGAUGCCUAUGUAUAUUCA
Aedes aegypti (yellow fever mosquito) is the source of this 7207-nucleotide messenger RNA. It is a transcript of the gene SLO2, whose product is annotated as potassium channel subfamily T member 2. The coding region runs from base 1059 to 6035 and encodes 1658 amino acids. Gene Ontology annotation, molecular function: intracellular sodium-activated potassium channel activity. Gene Ontology annotation, biological process: potassium ion transport. The record is from RefSeq and is a predicted model, not a curated record. The transcript has 32 exons. NCBI's taxonomy places the organism in Eukaryota, Metazoa, Arthropoda, Insecta, Diptera, Culicidae. Gene Ontology annotation, cellular component: membrane.